Messenger RNA from Melozone crissalis (California towhee), 1565 nucleotides. RefSeq names its product fibrinogen alpha-1 chain-like. Bases 1 to 1506 code for a protein of 501 amino acids. Lineage: Eukaryota; Metazoa; Chordata; Aves; Passeriformes; Passerellidae. The record is from RefSeq and is a predicted model, not a curated record. The transcript has 3 exons.
AUGGCGGCGCGGACCGGAAGUUACCAUAGAGACGCCGAGGGCUCGUUAAGCGCAACGGGAGCCGCCGCUCAAAACGUGUCCACUCUGUGCCGGACGAUGCCCCCGCCGGUCCGGCCGCGUCCGGCCGAGCGCGUCCGGCAGCGCUGGCGGCGCCUGCGGCGGGCGGCGCGGGCGCUGGUGCUGGAGAACGCGGCGCUGUGCGACGAGCUGGCGCGGCUCGAGGCCAAGUGGGCGCUGGCGCGGGGGCAGCGGCGAUUCCUGCUCGGCCGCCUGCUCGGACACCGCGGCGGUCACUCCAUGGUUCCGGCCACCGAGGUCACGGCGGAGGUCAAGCGGCCAAAGAGGGCGCGGCCGGGCGGGGGGAGGGGCCGCGGAGGGAGGGGCGGGGCCAGGGAGGAGCAGUGGUCAGCGGGGGAGAGGAGUGACCAGUGGUCAGCUGGGGAGAAGGGUGAGCAGUGGUCAGCGGGGGAGAGGAGUGACCAGUGGUCAGCAAACUCAAAGAGUGACCAAUGGUCAGCAAGCUCGAAAAAUGAGCAGUGGUCAUCAAGCUCCAAGAGUGACCAGUGGUCAGCAGGAUCGAAGAGUGACCAGUGGUCAUCAAGCUCCAAAAAUGAGCAGUGGUCAGCAGGAUCGAAGAGUGACCAGUGGUCAGCAAGCUCCAAAAAUGACCAGUGGUCAGCAGGAUCGAAGAGUGACCAGUGGUCAGCAGGGCCCAAGGAUGACCAGUGGUCAGUGGCCGUGAAGAAGGAGCAGUGGUCACCCGGAUCGAAGAGUGACCAGUGGUCAGCAAGCUCAAAAAAUGACCAGUGGUCAUCAGGGUCGAAGAGUGACCAGUGGUCAGCAGGGUCGAAGAGUGACCAGUGGUCAGCUGGAGGAGGAGCUGGGAUCAAGGACGAGCAGUGGUCAGUGGGGCCGAAGAGUGACCAGUGGUCAGCAGGGCCCAAGGAUGACCAGUGGUCAGCGGAGGUCAAGCAGGAGCAGUGGUCACCAGACUCCAAGAGUGACCAGUGGUCAGCGGGGGUGAAGAUCGAGCAGUGGUCACCCAGCUCCAAGAAUGACCAGUGGUCAGCGGAGGUGAAGAGUGACCAGUGGUCAGCGGAGGUCAAGCAGGAGCAGUGGUCACCCGGCUCCAAGAGUGACCAGUGGUCAGCGGGGCCCAAGGAUGACCAGUGGUCAGCGGAGGUGAAGAUCGAGCAGUGGUCACCCGGCUCCAAGGAUGACCAGUGGUCAGCGGAGGUUAAAAAUGACCAGUGGUCAGUCGACUCCAAGAGUGACCAGUGGUCAUCCGGGCUCCGGCCGGGAGAUGACCACAGGCCCGAGGGCGGCGCUGACCGCUCGGGGCGGCCGGAGGAGGAGGAGGAGGACGAGGAUGACCACGAGGAUGACCACGAGGAUGACCACGAGGAUGAGGAUGAGGAUGAGGAGGAUGAGGAGGACGAAGGCCCCGCUCCGGCCUUUGGCUACUCCGGCCUCUUCCUGGGCAGCCCGGCCGGCUCGGACGAGUGACCACCAAUAAAUGACCGCUGGCCGGAGCGGCCGGAGGGCUUUGGUCAGUUUGUGGUGGA